AUGAAAUUAUCCAUCUUAGUGUUGACCUCGUUGAUAUCUGCAGUCGUUGCAAAGAAUGUCAUGAAUCUUAAACAGUUCCAAGAAGCUUACGAGCUGGAGACUUCUAACUACAAGAGAUGCGUUAAGGAGAAUGGCGGAAAUAUCUAUUUGACUGACUUGAAGUCCAUACUUGGCAACAUUAAUGAAGUUGCACAGGGGAAAUUAAUCGAUUUGAAGAAAUUAGCGGAAUCUUUGGGCCUGGAGAACUUGCAAGAUGAACUGGAACCUAUUCCUAUCUUUGAUGGUUCAAACAAGGAGAAGAGAGAAGCUAAAAACGUAGUCGCUCUCACCUACUUGCUUGAAGAGGUCGACAAGGAGAUUUCGAAUAAUAAGAGAAGAGAUUUAGAUGACGGCAGAGCCUUCAUUCAACAGUUGAUCCUCAAACCUCAAGUUGUGAUCACCCCUGACCAGCCUAAUGUAGGCGGUUCACUCUUACAGUCUGCCCUCCCUUUGGAGAGAGACAUCUCCAUCUUCGCAGGCUACAUUAGAGAUCAAGUACCGGUUGCCCAGUUAACUGGCCAGUUGGACAACCCAUUACUUAUUAUUGCGCCAACUGACAAUGCGAUUUCCAAAAAGUUGAACGGCUUGAAGCCAUGGGAAUUCCCUAAGGAUGUUGAAGAAGAUGAAGCAGCUGCUGAAGAGAACCUAUCAAACUUUGUUGAAUCUCACAUCAUAAAGGAAAGUGCAAGUUCCUCCUUAGAGCAGUGGGACGAAUUCUUCAAGUCCCAGGAAAACUUAGACAGGAAUAUGGCAUCUUUAAACGGUAAGGUUGUGUCGAUUGUAAGAGAGGCAGGCGAGACUUACGUGCUUUCCUUAAAGGCAGACAAGGAGGGUAUUUCAGCCAAGGGAAAUAAGGUCGAUAAGUUGGUUAGAGUUGAAAACGGGUUCAUUUUGGUUAUCAACGACUCAUUGGUGGUUCCAGAAUAA
Dujonia railenensis is the source of this 966-nucleotide messenger RNA. The record is from the annotation of a GenBank genome assembly. Lineage: Eukaryota; Fungi; Ascomycota; Pichiomycetes; Serinales; Debaryomycetaceae.